Trifolium pratense (red clover) is the source of this 1153-nucleotide messenger RNA. RefSeq lists its product as uncharacterized. The coding region runs from base 211 to 924 and encodes 237 amino acids. Lineage: Eukaryota; Viridiplantae; Streptophyta; Magnoliopsida; Fabales; Fabaceae. The transcript has 2 exons. The record is from RefSeq and is a predicted model, not a curated record.
AACCACACAUUCAUUUCCAACGCCAAUUUUUCAUCCAAUCCAAUCCAAUCCAAUAAUCAUAAUCCAAGAAACUUAUGAUAAUAAUCUAAUACUCCUAGGUCAUGAGUCAAAGUCUUCUCAUUCCUCUCUCCCUCUAAUAAAAGAGAAACAAAACAAAAAAAUAGCACCUAAGGAUCUUCACAUAAUAUUGUUCUUGAAAGUUUAAGAGACAUGGAAAGUGAAAGCAAUCUCAAGCAAAAACAGAAGCUAGAGGUAUAUGAUAUUCUAAAGGAAGCUAUAAUUUUAUAUGUUAAAAAUAUCAACUUUAUCAUCUUCACUUUUUUCAUUUCUCUUCCUCUUUUUUGUAUCAUGGUUUACUUUGAAAUUCAGUUUCAAGAAACCUUAGUUGAAACCUUCCAUAUUUUUUAUCCAAAGCAUGUUGACUAUGACAUACUAGAUCGUAUGAAUAAUGAUUAUUACCUUAAGUUGAUUCAACUUGGUUUGAUUUAUAUAUUUCCUCUCCAACUUCUUGAGUUUGGUAUUGCAAUUGUUACUAUAGAUUUAUCUUCAAAGUUAAGUUCACAACAAGAGAAGAAAAUGACCCUUAAGGACAUGUUUGAAAAACCAAUCCAUUCAUCAAAUUUGAGAGGCUCAUUUCUCACUUUUAUCUAUGUUGUUUUCUUGACAACUACUCAUCAACUUGGAUUACUAUGGAUAGUUAUAAAUUAUCUAUGUUUGAAGGAUUUGAGUUAUGUGAUUUUUGGUAUGAUUUUCAGCAUGUUGUUUGCAAAGGUGUUAAAGAUGUAUUUGGAAUGGAGUUCUAUGUGGAAUAUGAGUCUUGUAAUGUCAAUAUUGGAGGGUAUAAAUGAUUUUCUUGCUAUUAUAUUGAAGGCUAUGAACAAGGAAAUGGAACUUACUUACAAGUUGGAUUGUUCUGCAUGGUGAUUCCAUUGAAAUGGGUGGUUUUCAUGAUCUAUUUCAAUGAUUGCAAGGAGAGACACUUGGUAAAGAAAAUAGAUGAGGAAUUAGGCAAUUGAGUUUAGUUUAGUAAUAGGAUUGAGGUAGUUUUAUGGUUAUGCAGCUACUUUAAUAUGUUUUUAAACAAUAAAAUGUUAUCAAUGUAUUAGGAGUUUAUGAAUUUGACCAACUUUAUAAUUGAUAAUUUUUCUAUUCA